AUGAUUUGUAAGCCUGCUAACGUAGCUGAUAACGAGGAGGGUAGUGCUCAGCUACAGAACAGUAUUGGCCUGUGGAAGCCUUCUGUCAGUCCUGGUCCUCAGGGUCCUGCAGGGAAGCCAGGAUUGGACGGCAUAGGAAAACCAGGUCAAGAUGGAUUAACAGGUAAGCCAGGAGCUGCAGGGUAUAAAGGUGAGCCUGGACCACCAGGUGCGAGGGGUUUGCCUGGAGUUCCAGGGUAUGAAAAACUAGGAAUGAAUGGAAUAAAAGGCCAGCGAGGGCCUCCUGGUGCACCAGGUGCUCCAGGACCCAAGGGUGAACCAGGUGUAAAUGGUUUACGUGGUGAACCAGGUUUUAAGGGUGAACAAGGUUAUCCAGGGCCAAUGGGAUCCAAGGGUUUAAUGGGAAAGCAUGGUCUACCAGGACCUGAAGGUAAAAUUGGGCUUACUGGGCCUCCAGGGCCAAAAGGAAGACAAGGGGAUCAGGGAUAUAGUGGUGUACCUGGAAAAUCUGGUAUACCUGGGGAAAGGGGUUUACCAGGACUUCCAGGAGCACCAGGUAAAAUUGGUCCGAAAGGAGACUUUGGACAUACAGGGGCUCCUGGGAUACCAGGAUUAGCAGGUCCUAUAGGACCCAAAGGUGAACCAGGGCAAAAUGGACAACCAGGGCCCAGAGGCUCUUCAGGAAUUCCAGGUAUGCAGGGGGCUACAGGACCUAGAGGACCAAUGGGUUUACCUGGUCCCAGAGGAGAAUCAGGGCCUCCAGGCUUACCAGGAGAAGGAAAAUUAGGAGUACCAGGAACUACAGGACCAAUGGGCCCAAUGGGACACCCUGGUAUUCCAGGUAGGAUGGGAGCUCAAGGCCUGCCUGGACCUCCAGGCCCACUGGGCCCACCCGGGAUCAUCGUUAAUGGGGAAACAACAGGUAUUGCUAGCCUGCAAGUAAAUGGUGGUGUGGAUGGUGCCUCAAUACCAGUAAACGGAAAGCCAAAAUAUGAAAGAGGAGAAAUUUCUGCACACGUAGUUCCAGCUUUCACUGCAAUCCUUACCAAGUCAUUUCCACCUUCAGGGGUUCCCAUUAAGUUUGAUAGGAUUUUGUAUAAUGGACAACAUGGUUACAAUCCAGCAACCGGGCUAUUCACGUGUCAAGUUCCCGGUGUCUACUACUUUGCUUAUCACGUGCAUAUAAAGGGAACCAGUAUCUGGGUGGCACUGUACAAGAAUAAUGUUCCUGCAAUGUACACGUAUGAUGAAUAUAAGAAAGGAUACCUUGAUCAAGCAUCAGGGAGUGCAGUUCUGGAACUCAGAGAGCAUGAUCAGGUGUGGAUCCAGAUGCCGUCAAACCAAGCCAAUGGUUUAUAUUCCACCGAUUACAUCCAUUCCUCAUUCUCAGGAUUCCUACUUUGCCCAACAUAACGAUGAUCAACUUGAAUUAGCGGAUUUAUAUAUUGUGUAGUAAUUAACUGUAUCAAGAGGGACACUGGGAACACACACACACACACGUACUAUUUGUUGCUACCAUUUUCCAGUAUAAAAGAAAAGCCUCUGGAUGAAAAUCGGCGUAGUAUAACAACCACAAACAUCAGACCUUUUCCCUAGUGACUGCACAUUUUCAGCUUACGCCAUAAGGGACAAAAUGUGGAACUGU
Molecule: messenger RNA, 1645 nt
Organism: Hypanus sabinus (Atlantic stingray)
Lineage: Eukaryota; Metazoa; Chordata; Chondrichthyes; Myliobatiformes; Dasyatidae
Product: collagen alpha-2(VIII) chain-like
Exons: 2
Coding region: 1-1413 (470 amino acids)
Molecular function (GO): protein binding
Source: RefSeq, a predicted model, not a curated record